AUGCGUUCCUCAGCUGUCUCUCUCGCUGCCCUUUUGGUUCUAGGUGUCGCACUUGUCCGCGCCGAAUACGGAUAUUCCAGUGGCGGAUCAUACGAUCAAUCAGGAUACUCAAGCGGAUACACAAGUGGAUACGACCAGACUGGAUACGCUGCCGGAUAUUCCGGAGGAAUUGGUGGAUAUGACAGUGGAUAUGGAUACAGCACAGGACUGGGUGGAUACAGCACAGGAAUGAGUGGAUACGGCACAGGAAUGAGUGGAUACGGACACAAAUUAUCUGGAUACGGAUCAAGCGGACAUGGAUACGGUCACAAGAGAUCCAAGACCGCUGUGUACGUCCCAUAUGCAGUUCCCACCCCAGUGGCCGCCCCUGUCCAGCCCGCUCCUCUUCCAAUUGGCUUGGGCAUUGCAGCCGAUAAUCAGGACGAGGGCGUUUUCGGAGGAAACGGUGCUCUUCUUGCUCUGUUAGCUCUCACUCCAUUCCUUCUGAACGGUAACCUAAACCUCUCAGGUUAAACCGUUAAUGGCGGUUACUUCCCCUGCCAAAUUCAACACAAGAUAUUUUUGUGGCAGCUCGGGAUUGACAGCGGGAACUAUUUUCACUAUUCAUUUAUUUUACAUGUUACAAUAAACAUAUCGUUA
This is a messenger RNA of Saccostrea echinata, 639 nucleotides long. RefSeq names its product keratin-associated protein 6-2-like. The record is from RefSeq and is a predicted model, not a curated record. The coding region runs from base 1 to 513 and encodes 170 amino acids. The transcript is spliced from 3 exons. Lineage: Eukaryota; Metazoa; Mollusca; Bivalvia; Ostreida; Ostreidae.